Messenger RNA from Odocoileus virginianus texanus, 10800 nucleotides. Lineage: Eukaryota; Metazoa; Chordata; Mammalia; Artiodactyla; Cervidae. The record is from RefSeq and is a predicted model, not a curated record.
GGAGCCCCUCGGGACGUCGGUUUUCCCUCCCUUGCGAAGCCUCUGCGGGCGUCCUUGUCAGGCCUCGCGCUGGACUCAAGCCGUCGGGAAUGAGGCGUUCCUCGGUGCCCGCACAACCUCGAUUCCCUUUGCCUGCCCGCGCUGCGGGGCUGCUUCUCGGCCGGGCCCACCGAAGACCUCCAGCCUCACCGCCAGGUUUCUUCAAACAGCGAGAAACCUUCCAGGAAGAGCUUCUGAAGUUCGGGGCCCGCUCCCUACCUCUGUUCCACCCUCGUGUUUUCUCUGAAUUUGGGCUUUCCCGUGACCACCAUUGACUUGACUAGAGGAAGCUUUGAGUCUAGGAAACUGCCUUUGAUUAGGAAUCGGUUGUCGGAACAGCCAGCCUCUUGUCUUUGAAACAGCUUUCUUGAGACAUAAAUUAACUUACCUUAAAACUUACCCACUAUUUAUUUUGGUGGGCCUUUGGCAAAAUGAACCAGAUAAGAGUGUGGGUUCUCUCCUGGGCUGACAAUCUGCGUUGUGAAAGCCAGAUCACCUCUCCAUAACAUUCUCAUCACAUCCUGAGGUGUUGACAUAGUACAGUGUUCACUUCACAGCUCUGUGUGGAAAACUUCCAGAGUCAGAGCUCUAGCCGACCUCUCCAGAGUACCUACUCAACAUCUCCACUUGCUUGAGGCUCUGCUCUCUUCUUCUCCGAGGUGAUCGGCGGGAGGAAGAGGGACUCGGUCCAAACGCCAGGUGUCUGGGUCCAGGUACCUGGCAUUUUGACUGUGUUCCUGUGGAUAGCUACUUGUUCAGAAGUUCCGGAAGGGACCCUGUUCCCACCAGACAUUAAAAACAAUUUUUUUUAAACUUACUGGUUUUCCUUUUAAAACAAAAAAGAAUUUUUGCUGCAUGUGGUUUUGUCCUUCUCUGGAAGUAAAGUCAGAAGUACAAAACUGUCAGGUCCCUGAGCACUGCCUGCCCCUGCUGCCGCAUCUGCCCUGUUGGCGCAUGUUGGGUUCCUCCAGUGAGACUUUUCCUUAGAGACAUGCUGCCUCCCAAGUCCUUGUCCGCCACCAAACCCAAGAAGUCUUGGGCCCCAAACCAGUAUGAGCUAGACAGUGACUUGUCUGAGCCGGACGCCGUCCCAGGAGAAGGCGCCACUGACUCUGAGUUCUUUCAUCAGAGGUUUCGGAACUUCCUCUACGUGGAAUUCCUUGGGCCUCGGAAGACCCUUCUCAAACUCCGAAACCUCUGCCUCGAUUGGUUGCAGCCGGAGACUCGCACCAAGGAGGAGAUUAUCGAGGUCUUGGUUCUGGAGCAGUUCCUGACCAUCCUUCCGGAAAAGAUCAAGCCUUGGGUGCAGGCAAGAAAGCCGGAUAACUGCGAAAAGCUCGUUGCUCUGCUGGAAGAUUACGAGGAGAUGUACGAGCCGGAAGACGACAACAGCAGCGACACCCACAGCGAAGGCGGAGUGAGCCGGAGGGCCGCGGAGUCCCCGCCACCGCGCCCCGCCCUCCCCUGCUGUGGCCGGGCGCGGGAGCGGGAGCGCCGCCGCGGCCGGAGCCGGGACAUGGGGUCACGGGACCGCUGGCCAUCCGUCCGGAGCCCCAGGAGCAGGUUUCACCAGCGGGACCUCGCCCUUCCUCUGGCGGAGAGAGCCAAGGAGAGAGAGCACAGACGCAGGGACUCCCUGCUGGAUUUGGACGCCAGAUCCGAGGAGGCGGUGUUGUACCAGGACAUGGUGGCCCUCACUGAGGAUCACAAACUCCAGAACCCGAUUCAGGACAACAUGGAGAACUACCGGAAGCUGCUCUCACUGGGGGUUCAGCUUGCCGAGGAUGACGGCCACUCACACAUGACCCAAGGCCACUCGUCGAGGUCAAAGAGAAGUGCCUACCCGAGCACCAGUAGAGGUCUGAAGACAGGGCCCGAGACCAGGAAGUCAGCCCACCGGCGGGGUAUCUGUGAGGCCGAGUCCUCCCACGGGGUGAUCAUGGAGAAGUUCAUCAAGGAUGUGGCGCGCAGCUCCAGGUCCGGGCGGGCACGGGAGCCGAGUGAGCGGCCGCACCGGCUCUCCCGGAGGCCGGGCGGCGACUGGAAGGAAGCGUCCUUCAGCAGGAGGGAGGCGGGAGCCUCAGAGGGGGGCGCCUUUGGGGGAGGAGGCUUCAGCUGUAGCUCAGACCUGGUUUCCAAACGGCGCGCUCUGGAGAGAAAAAGGCGCUACCACUUCGACGCCGAGGGGCAGGGCCCAGUGCACGAUCCCAGGGGCGGGGCGAGGAAGCGGCCCUUCGAAAGCGGCGGUGAGGCCCGCAAGGCUGCCAGGGCGGUGGGCGGCAGCAACCUGAGCGCACCGCCCGCGGCCCUGUCGCAGCCGCUGGACUCGGGGGCCAUGCCUUACGUGUGCGAUGAGUGCGGGAGGUCCUUCCCGGUCAUCUCCGAGUUUGUGGAUCACCAGAUCGUGCACACCCGAGAGAGCCUGUACGAGUAUGGGGAGUCCUUCAUCCACAGCACAGCCGUCAGCGAGGCCCAGAGCAGGCCCGCGGGUGCCAGGCGCUCCGAGGGUGCGCAGGCCGCUGGCAUGGGCGCUGGCCUGGCCGAGCGUCGGCGGGGCCAGGCCCGAGAGCACCUCGGGGGCAGUGGGGACGAGGAGCAGGACGAGCCCUGCCUGCCCAGCCCCACCUUCAGUGAGCUUCAGAAGAUGUACGGCAAAGACAAGUUCUACGAGUGCAAGGUGUGCAAGGAGACCUUCCUGCACAGCUCAGCCCUGAUCGAGCACCAGAAGAUCCACAGCCGUGAGGACAGGGAGAGGGAGCGCAGCACGGGCGCCGUGAGGCGCACCCCCAUGCUUGGCGAGCUGCAGAGGGCCUGCGGGAAGGAGAAGCGCUAUGAGUGCAAGGUCUGCGGGGAGACCUUCCACCACAGCGCGGCCCUGCGGGAGCACCAGAAGACCCACAGCCGCAGGAGCCCGUCCGAUGGCAGGGGCAGGGCCUUCGAGGAGACCUUCAUUCCUGGCCAGUCCCUGAAGAGGCGCCAGAAGACCUACUCCAAGGAGAAGCUCUACGACUUCAGAGAGGGCGGGGAUGCCUUUGGGCGGAGCUCAGACUUCAUGGAGCACCAGAAAAUUCAUUCUCGGAAGAGCUGCUUCGACAGCCGAGGCUACGAGAAGCCGCUUUUCCACAGCAUGUCCAUGCCUGGGUCUCAGAAGAGUCACACAAUCACCAGGCCACCUGAGGACGAGGACGACGACGACGAGAAGGCAUUCACCAUCAGCAGCAACCCUGAAGACAGCCAGGAGGCCCGGGCCUAUGAGAGGAGUGCCUACGAGAGGGCCAUCUUCCACAGCCUGGCCGCCUUCCGGCCUCCCCGUGGCCUCAGGGAGGAUGGGGAGCCCUCCACAUACCUCUCAGGCCUUCGUGACCCGCCUCAGAAGACCCCGGCCUGGGAGAGCCCUUACGCCGGAGGUAGACACAGCUUCUUCAGGAGCUCAGUUUUCUACCGUGCGUCACGCCCCGCCCCUCUGGACCACCUUGCUGGGGAAGGCCCCAGCGGGUGGAAGAGAGAUGGUGAAGCCUCCGGCUCCAGCUCAGAUGGCCGCCAGCACCAGAAGGCACGCGCCAAGAAGAAGAACAUCGAGCGCAAGAAUUACGACACCUCCAUGAUGCACACGCUGCGUUUUGGUGAGCCUCAAACGUUUCGCCCGAGAGAGAGAUUUUAUGAAUGUCAAGAGUGUGGAGAGUUCUUUGUCCGUAGCUCUGAGUUGGCUGAACACCAGAAGAUCCACAGCAGAAAGAAGCUCCCCGGAAAUAAAAACUACCUACGGUCUGUCCUUCGCAGCCUGACCUCCACUGACCCUCAGACCAGCUACCAAGGCCAGUCACUGCAGAUGAGUUAUGUCCAGGAAGCAGCUCAGACCAGUUAUUCUGAGCUAGGAGCUCAGGCCAGUUACGCUGAACUAGGAGCUCAGGCCAGUUACGCUGAACUAGGAGCUCAGGCCAGUUAUGCUGAACUAGGAGCUCAGGCCAGUUACAAUGAAGAACCAGCUCAGACCAGCUACACUGAAGAACCAGCUCAGACCAGUUACACCAAAGAACCAGCUCAGACCAGUUGUAUUGAGGAGCCAGCUCAGACCAGUUACACCGAGGCACCAGCUGAGGCCAGUUACACCGAGGAACCAGCUCAGACCAGUUGUAUUGAGGAACCAGCUCAGACCAGUUACACUGACCCAGCAGCUGAGACCAGUUACACUGAAGAACCAGCUGAGGCCAGUUAUACUAAGGAACCAGCUCAGACCAGUUGUAUUGAGGAACCAGCUCAGACCAGUUGUAUUGAGGAACCAGCUCAGACCAGUUACACUGACCCAGCAGCUGAGACCAGUUAUACCGAGGAACCAGCUGAGGCCAGUUGCACUGAGGAACCAGCUCAGACCAGUUGUAUUGAGGAACCAGCUCAGACUAGCUACACUGAUCCAGCAGCUGAGACCAGUUACACCGAAGAACCAGCUCAGGCCAAUGACACCAAGGAACCAGCUCAGACCAGUUGUACUGAGGAACCAGCUCAGACUAGUUACACUGACCCAGCAGCUGAGACCAAUUACAAUGAGGAACCAGCUCAGACCAGUUGUACUGAGGAACCAGCUCAGACCAGUUGUACUGAGGAACCAGCUCAGACCAGUUACACUGACCCCGCAGCUGAGACCAGUUACACCAAAGAACCAGCUCAGACCAAUUACACUGAGGAACUAGCUGAGGCCAAGUAUACUGAGGAACCAGCUCAGACCACUUAUGCCGAGGAACCAGCUCAGACCACUUAUGCCGAGGAACCAGCUCAGGCCAGUUACGCCGAGGAACCAGCUCAGGCCAGUUACGCCGAGGAACCAGCUCAGGCCAGUUACGCCGAGGAGCCAGCUCAGGCCAGUUACGCCGAGGAGCCAGCUCAGGCCAGUUACAGUGAGGAACCAGCUCAGGCCAGUUACAUUGAGGAACGAGCUCAGACCAGUUAUACUGAGGAACCAGCUCAGGCCAGUUAUACUGAGGAACCAGCUCAGACCAGCUACAUUGAGGAACUAGCUCAGACCAGUUAUACCGAGGAACCGGCUCAGACCAGAUACGCUGAGGAACCGGCUCAGACCAGAUAUGCCGAGGAACCGGCUCAGACCAGUUACGCCGAGGAACCAGCUCAGGCCAGUUAUGCCGAGGAACCGGCUCAGGCCAGAUAUGCUGAGGAACCACCAGCUGAGACUAGUUAUGCUGAACUAGUAGCUCAGAUCAGUUAUGCUGAACUAGCGGCUCCAACUAGUUAUGCUGAACUAGCAGCUGAGACCAGUUAUUUUGAGCCACCAGCUCAGGCUAGUUAUACGGAACCAGCUGAGACCAGUUAUGCUGACCCAGCCGCUCAGGUCAGCUUUGAGGAACCACCAGCUGAGGCUAGUUAUGCUGAUCUAGCAGCUGAGAUCAGUUAUGCUGAACUAGCAGCUGAGACUAGUUAUGCUGAGCUAGCAGCUCAAAUAAGCUAUGAUGAACCACCAGCUGAGACUAGUUAUGCUGAGCUAGCAGCUCAGAUCAGUUAUUCUGAACCAGCAGAUCAGACUGCUUAUGCUGAGCUCGCAGCUCAGACCAGUUACGCUGAACCACCAGCUCAGACCAGCUAUGCUGAGCUAACAAGUGAGACCAGUUACUGCGAGCCGCCAGUUCUCAAUGAAUGUAAGGAGUGUGGGGAAUGCUUUGCCACCGUUGAAGAGCUUGGCAGACAUCAGAAAAUCUAUGCCCGAGAGAAUUUCCAUGAUGGGAAGCUGUUUGGAGAGCCUGUGAUGCCGGACCUGGGCCUGGACGGGCCUCCGGAGGAAGAGACGGAGGAGCAGGAGGAGCAGGAGGAGCAGGAAGAGCAGGACGAGCCCGAGGAGCCCGAAGACUCCAUCUACGGCUGUAAGGACUGUGGGCUGGGCUUCGCGGACCGCGCGGACCUCCGCGACCACCAGAAGGUCCACCGCCGGGAGUAUCUGGUGGACAGCCGUGAGUACACGCACCCCGCGGUGCACACGCCUCCUGUCAGCGAGUACCAGAAAGAUUGCCUUGGAGAGCAGCUCUACGAGUGCCCGGCCUGCGGGGAGUCGUUCGUGCACAGCUCCUUCCUCUUCGAGCACCAGAAGGUCCACGAGCAGGACCAGUUCUACGGCCACAGGCGUUACGAGCCCUUCAUGCAGCCCCUGAUCGCCACCCCGCGGCGGCCCCAGGCCCCGCAGAAGAGCGCCCCCCUCGGGGCGGCCCUGCAGUGCCAGGUGUGCGGGCAGGACUUCAUCCACGCCUCCGUCCUCAGCGAGCACGCCCGGGGCCACGCCGGCGAGGGGCUGCCGGAUCAGGGCCAGGCGGGCGCGGGCGCGGCGGGGCCUGGCCCGGCGCCCACAGAGCCGCAGCAAGACCCGGGCGAGGAGCCGCGCUUCGAGUGUGAGACCUGCGGCGAGUCCUUCCCCAGCCAGGCCGACCUCCAGGAGCACAUGCGGGUGCAUGAGAAGACCGAGCCCUACGACUACGGGGCCGCCUUCGUGCACACGUCCUUCCUCACGGAGCCCCCCAAGAGGGACUGGCCCUUCUACGAGUGCAAGGACUGCGGCAAGUCCUUCAUCCACAGCACCAUCCUCACCAAGCACCAGAAGCUGCACCUGCAGGAGGAGGGCGCGGCCGCCGCCGCUGCCGCCGCCGCGGCCCAGGAGGCCGAGGCCGCCGUCCUCGUGCCCCGGGAGGUCCUGCGCAUCCAGGGCUCCGACGUGGAGGCGGCCGAGCCCGAGGUGGAGGCGGCCGAGCCCGAGGUGGAGGCGGCCGAGCCCGACGUGGAGGCGGCCGCGCCCCUCGGGGGCGCCGAGGGCCCGGAGUGGGAGGCCGCGGAGCCGAGCGGCGAGGCGGAGCAGCCCCACGCCGAGGCGGAGCAGCCCGGCAUGGACGCCGACGAGCCGGACGGCGCGGGCAUCGAGGACCCCGAGGAGCGCGCCGAAGAGCCUGAGGGUGACGCCGACGAGCCGGACGGCGCGGGCAUCGAGGACCCCGAGGAGGAGGGCGAGGAGCAGGAGAUCCAGGUGGAGGAGCCCUACUACGACUGCGGCGAGUGCGGUGAGACCUUCCCAUCAGGCGCCGCCUACGCCGAGCAUCUGCGGGCGCACGCCAGCCUCAUCAUCCUGGAGCCCGCUGGCCUCUACGGCGAGGGCGCCGGCGGCCCCGAGGGCGGCCGGCCUGACGACGAGCUCUUCAAGUGCGACGUGUGCGGGCAGCUCUUCAGCGACCGCCUGUCCCUGGCCAGGCACCAGAACACCCACACCGGCUGAGGCCCGGGGGCCCCCCGGGACCCGACCCUCCUCACCCACAUACACCGGACCCACCGCGACAGCCCGGACUGCACCCACCCAACCUGGACUUCAGACCCUCGGUUCGGCGGGCCGGGGCCUCCACUGGGACCCGGCCCCCUUCACCCACGCACAACCGGACCCCCGAGCCGGCCUGCACUGCACCCUCCAGCCUGGAUUCACACUCUCGGCUCCCAGGUGCAAACGCCGGCAGCUCCCGUGUCCAGCACAGCAGGUACAUGCGGGACACGGCACCUGCCCGCCCUCCGCAGGGGCCCUGGCGGCUGCAGAGAGCACCCACCUGUGAGCGCCCGGGACCUCCGCCACCGCCUCCCGCGAUGUACGCAGAACACACAGCACGGCGAACUGGACUGAGGGUGGCCCUCGCCGGCGCUCACCUGCAGCCGCGCCUCACCUGGUACUCUGGUCUUGCUGUUUCAUUUUUUUUGGAGGAGGAAGAGAGCAACAAAUCACAAUAUAUUUGUCAGCGUUUCAGAGCUUUAGAGAGAUUUACUGUGUGCUGUUCGGACCCUGUCUGUAUCUUUCUGACUGACUCUGUGGUUCCUUAUUCUUUACAUAGCCCCCUCACGGUGUAGGCAUGAAAGGCAGAGCGUCUUGCCCGCUUUGCUGUGUGAAGGGAAGCCUCUCUGCUCCCUUUUCAGGCGCCUCGUCUACACCGACACUUUGGAAACCUCGUGCUGUGUAAGCCUUUACCGUGUGUGGAUUGGCCUUUUGUAACCUCAUUGGUUGGUUGCCACCUUGUAACCUUGCAGUGGUUCUCAUGCAAAAAACACUACAAGUUUUUGUUAUUUUUAUUUUUUUAACCCACCUUGAUGUCUCUUCGAUAGUGAAUUUUACAAAAGCCGAAGCUUUUCCCUGUGACUCUUACGUCCUUGCCUUUAAAGAGUGGGUUGUAACCAUCACUAGAUCACGUGUGCCUAAUGAAGGUUGAGAACCACCGGGGGGAGGGGGGGCUCUCCUGUUGUAAAUACGGCCGAGGGGCUACGACUUCAUUACUUCCCUUUGUGCGCUUCCUGCCUUAAGUGACAAGUAGCAACGUGGCUUGGCCCUUCCGUGCCGCCACGUGGCAAGUUUGCACCCUGGGUGCCCAGGAGCUAGUAUCCUUAGAGCUUUCCAGCCUGAGACUUAAUCCUCCUUUCCACCUGUCUGACCCUCAACCAACCCUGUGUCUAACUUGCAUUUAAAAAAAAAAAAAAAAUCUCUUUACAGCCAACUCGAGCCCAACAUGGACUCAGGUUCCCCGGCAGCCUUAAUUUGUUUCGUUGCCAUCUGUCCCCCCCUCUCAGGAAGCGCCCUCCUGACAAGCACCCCCGCUGUCCUCAGAGCGGCCCCAGUUUCCUGCGUCCUUGUCCCAAGCUGACCUCACCGCUCUGGGGUCUCCUGCGUCCCGUUCUGUGCCCUCCCUCUGCUUCCCCGCCCCCUCUUUGCAUAAUGACUAUUAAGAAAUUUCUUGGCUUUGAGUUGGCUGGCAAAAAAAUUUUAAAAAUUUUUUUAAAAACUUAAAAAAAAAGAGGAUCUUGUAGAUGCAGUGAGCAGAAGCUGAGAGCAGAUCAUCUGGGAGAGCAGAGCGAGGAGGCCUGCUCUGGAGUUGUAUCCGGACCCCCCUCUCCUAGGUCCCUGCCACGAGGGCUGGGGAGAGCAUGUCAGAGCUGGAGGGAACGCCAAAGUCGGGGAGAGCCAAAGCGGGGGGUCCUGACGCCUCACCAGACCUGGGAGGGUGGUGUCGGACGGAAGGAACAUCGGAAGCAGGGACUGGAAGGCCCGAUGGGGGGGUGAAUGAAUGAGCAGGGUGUCCUGGCAGUUAGGAGAAGGGGCCACUUGGUGGCCUGAGGGCAGCUGCAUCACGAGACACGGCAUUGGAAUGGACGCCCCAGUGCCCCAAGGGGCCGCGAGGCACAGCAUCAGGGGGUCCUGGGCUGGGAGCCAGCCUGGGCGGCGUGGGGUGAACCUGGCGCUCAUCGCCGUCGGCAGCACCAACUGGUAGAGUGUUUUCAGAGAGCCGCCUGCCGGUGUCCAUUCCAGCCGUCCUUCGGUCAGUGAGAGAUCAGGAACAACUGACAAAUGCCAAAAAUAGGAGCAAGGUGAAGGGAAUGUGUCCGUGGACUCUGAAUGCAGCUGUCUAGAAAUGAUAAUCAUGGAGAGUUAUGUAGUGACGUGGAGAUAUAUUUACGGAAUACCAAGUGGAAAAAGCAGGACACAGAAUUAUAUUUAUACUACAAUUAUAGCUGUUUAAAAAUGUAUGCUUAUAGUUAAAAGCUGUGGUGGUGUUGCUGUUGUAGGCUUAUAGUUGAGCAUUAUUUUCUUAAAUUCCUUGAAUGUUCUUUAUGAUAGUGUUACUCAAAAGUUUAUAAUCACAUUUCCAUUGUGAACAUAAUUUGAGAUCAUUAUUCAGGCACUCGGAGAAUACAGAAAAGUGGAGGAAAAAAAACCCAUAUGCCCACCAUCCAAAGAUGACAGACCUGCUCCUCACGAUAUUGUUUAUCCUUGUUUCUGUGCACAGGCUUAUAACUGUGUCCCAAACGUGUACUCAGAUUAGUGUUAUCUUUGUGGAAUUACGGUUAAACACUUUCAUCUUAAUGUUUUCAGAUGGCCCUUAAAAUAGUUUCCUGAUAACAAAGUUUAUUAUGCUUGCUUCAGUUAGCAAGCAUAAUACACACCCAGAGGAAUAAUUGAAAAAUACAAAAUAAAUUAGAAAAGAACAAAAAAGUCGCCCAUAUUCCCAACACCCAACAACUACUGUUAACAUCUUGAUCUGUUUCCUCCAUCUCGUAUCAGUGCACAAGCUUGUGAUUUAUGACCGUGGUGAUUAUGUGUGCAUAAAGUCUAAAAUGAAAAAAAAAUUACAGAAAAUAAUUAAAGUAGUGUUGUCAUUGUGGGAUUAUGGUUAACUAUCUUGUCUCAAAUUUCUUGAAUGAUCUUUGGUGUUUUGAGUAUUAAAUCUUAUGUAUGUUUUUCCAUUAAAACUCUUAAUACAUACUCAUGGCAUACUUUGGGGGAGAUUUAGUAAAGCAAAAGAAAUUCACAUAUAUUCCCGACACCCAACAAUCAUUGCUGUUAAACCUUCAUCUGUGCACAGUCUGAGGACUGGGGUGUCUGAGGUGAGAAUGCAGAGGGUCGAAGAGGAGAGGAAACAUGGGAAGCAGUGAGGAAACGGUUGUGUGGUCUUUGCGGCGUUAGGCUGUGGGGCUCGCUUUCCUAGAAGACUUGUUUCCUUUUGUCCCGGUUACCGACCUUUUAUCACGGGCACCUCCAUUGUAACCGCACUGUCUGCUCAUGGUAGAAAGCUGGCAGUUACAGAAGUGUGGAAGAUAGGCGUGCCCCUGUCGCCGUCACCCAAAGAUCAUGGUUAACAUCUUGACAUGUUUUCUUCAUCUUGUUUCUGUGCACAGGUUUUUGGUUUGUUAGUAUGGUUGUGGUCGUUCUAUCUGUAAUCGUGUCACCAAUAAAAAUAAAGUUAAAAGUAA